AGCAUUUAGGGAGAAAAACAUUAUGAUAAACAGAAUUGUGUUAACAUCAAUAUGGUUCUUAAUGGUGACUGUUUUGUUAAUUGUUUGCCCGCCUGUCAACAGCAUAUCUCCGGAUGACAUAGAAACGACAAUUAAAGGUCUUGAAGCCGGCAGAAGUAUAGCCGAAGUUCUUGAAAAGAAGGAGUUUGCUGAUGUUUUAAGAAAGAUCGGAGUAAAUGUUGGUCCUUACCUUAGUGCAAUAGGUCCCUUCAUAGGUUUCGUAUCCGCAUUGUUUCAAACUGAAUCCGCGGAGUUGGCUUACAUGAAAAAAAUUAUGAAAUAUAUUGACUCACGUUUUGAUGAAAUGGAUAAGCGAUUCGAUAGUAUCGAACAGAUGAUUAAGUGGAACGUCGUGCAAGUCAAUUUUGGUCAGAUUGAACAAAGGAUAAAGGCAAUGGCACGGGAAUAUAGGUAUCUGUAUAUUGUUCCACCUAUUGCUGUGGAAAAUAGAAAGAAAAUUUACAUUUCAAAUUAUGAAAGUGAUUAUCAGAAUAGCGGCACGAAAUUGUACCAAUCAAUUGUCGAUAAACAAGGUAUGUUUCAAGAAGAUCUGGGUACUUCUGUUUUGCGUUAUACUGACGGUGACCGCAAAAAGACAGAUUUAUUUCUUCGCGGAGUUAUGCAACUUCUCUUACAGUCUAUUAAAAUUGAAUUGGCCUACCUUUUUUCCUACAAAUAUGAUCAUAAUGCUAAUUUUAUGAAGUCGCAAUGGAUAAAUAGAACAGAGGAGGUUCGAACGAAGUUUAAACAAAUUGACGAACAGUGUAUAAAUGUAUAUUUCGCCAAAUCCAGUAAGGAUAUUGACAAAUUUUCCUCAAAAAACUAUGGCAAACCGAAUAAACAAUUUGCCACUGAACUUUACAAUCUACUUGCUGGUAAGUAUUACUGGAAGGAUUGGAUUGUUGUAUCCUAUAACCCCAUAUAUGGCCGUCGAUUGCAUAUGAUGCGUGUCACAGGAGGACAAACGCUAUUAAGAAAACAUGGAAGAAACCUGUUAGUUACAAGUGUUGACAAGAAUCAUCCGGUCAUGAAUUUAACAAGAGCUGAACAGAUAUUGGAAACUAAAGUAACCGUGCAAGGACGACAGGCAAAAGAUAUUUUUUUUUAUGUCGAUCACUCAGGGGCGUCAAAAGGAGCCUCAUUAGUUAGUAUCAUAAGCUGUUACUCUGGAGUAGCUUUUAGGGGUAACAUUAAAAGGCUUGUAAUCGAUGACAGAUGUCCAUAUGAUUGGAUAAUCAUGUGGGGUUGAAAGUUUAAGGCGUCAGAAAAUGUCAUGAAUUAUCGUUGUCAUCGAAUAUAAACCCUUUUCCAAGUUGCA
Molecule: messenger RNA, 1357 nt
Organism: Mytilus trossulus (common blue mussel)
Lineage: Eukaryota; Metazoa; Mollusca; Bivalvia; Mytilida; Mytilidae
Exons: 2
Coding region: 23-1288 (421 amino acids)
Source: RefSeq, a predicted model, not a curated record